Hypoxylon trugodes is the source of this 1479-nucleotide messenger RNA. RefSeq names its product NADPH-dependent FMN reductase family protein. The record is from RefSeq and is a predicted model, not a curated record. Gene Ontology annotation, molecular function: oxidoreductase activity; FMN binding. The transcript is spliced from 2 exons. NCBI's taxonomy places the organism in Eukaryota, Fungi, Ascomycota, Sordariomycetes, Xylariales, Hypoxylaceae. Gene Ontology annotation, cellular component: cytosol. Bases 692 to 1318 code for a protein of 208 amino acids.
AAAUAAGGAAGGAAGACCGCGUCGUCCUCGGAUGUAUCACCCACGAUCAAUGGCGUGCCCCACCAUCGGAGUACCUAAGUACCUAGAUACCCAUUCGGUCCCGGACAAUUGCUCGAUUCAGCCCAGUCUAGGCUUAUCUGACCAAUCAAACCCCCCACACUCGUCAUGAAUCGUAAUCAACCUGCACCAUAAUAGAAGACGAUGUGUUUUUUUUGUGAUAGUCGAUAGAAAUUAUCGCCGACAUUCCGUCCGUCUUUCCCGCCACGCAAUUUUAAAAAUGUUGGUGCGACUCGCUUUAAUUCACUACCUAGUCGGGAUGCUUUUCGCUCUAUGCUUACUUGAUAAGUUGAGGACUUAAUAGGCACUUAUAAAUCAAGUCGAAUCCUAUAGUCCUACUCGAUCGAAUUUGUUAAAGCCGGACAGCGAAGAUGCUCAGAUUUUCCGAGGCCGUACAGUUAGGCUGGUGUACGGGUUGCCCUAGAAUGACUAUGGGUGCGGUAUAAAAGCCAAGGCUAGGGAUGGGUUUGAAAAUUUGAAUGAAUUAGAUGAAGAUUACAAUAUCAACUUCAAAUACAACAUUUAUCUUACCAAGCACCUACCUAGGUAGUGUAUCUCGGACCAAAGCUGUCUAAGUGAAAUCCAACCCGACUUGACUAUAACGGAAAAACUACGAGAAAUCAAACUUUAUAAAAUGGCGGCCAAAUCGAUCGCUCUCAUCACGAUGAGCACCCGAGGUGCCAGAGUCGGCCCCACCGUCGCCGACUUCGUCAAGAAGAUCAUCGAGCCGCCUCUAGCCGCCGACAACAUAUCCGUCGCCAGCGUGGAUGUCGUGAAGUUCAACUUACCAGUCUAUAACGAAGCUGUAGCACCAGCUAUGGUCCCCGACAAAGCCAGCUUCCAAUACGCACACUCCAAAGCGUGGAGCGCCGAAAUCGCGCGGCACGACGGGUACAUCCUAGUAAUCCCCGAGUACAACCACGGCAUGGCGGGCGGCACCAAAAACGCCAUCGACUACCUCAUGCACGAAUGGAAAGGCAAGCCCGCCGCCAUCGUCAGUUACGGCGGGCGAGGCGGUACCACCGCAUCCGAGCAAGUGCGUAACUCUCUAUCCAGUAUGGGACUUCGCGUUGCCGAGACCCGUCCCAGUCUGUCGUUUAACCAACCGGAUGUUAUGGCCGCGGUCGGAACGGGGAAGUUGGGCGAGGCCACGUUGAAGACUUGGGGCGAGGAGAAGGCGGAUGGGAUUCGGAAGACGGUGGAGGAGUUGAGGGAGUUGCUAUUGCAGCCUAAUGCUGAGGGUAAUGUUGCGAAGCCUUAGGUAGUGUUUAUGACUUAUAGGGAGUUUGGAUACUUUAGAAGAUAUGGUUAGACGAGAUUAUCCAAGGCGUAUGUGCCUAGGGAGUCGAGGAAUAGUUAGCUUAGAAUUUAUUACUGUUAUAGAAUAUUCACAUCUUGAAUUGUUUAGAAGUCAUUCUCGUA